AUGGUUCGAUGUAAGCCUUGCGCCCCUUUAAGAAAUUGCCAAAGCCGUGAAUUACGUGGCGGCAUACUUUACACAGACUGCUAUUGUCUCCGUAGAAACGGAUUGCAGUGUUCUCCUUGUGGUCCCAUGGUUUGUUACAAAUAUGAAGACUGUGGUCCACCGAAAAGUAGAACUACGGAAGGAGUUCCAAAAGCCGAGGAUGAUGAUGCAGAAAAAAAAGGAUCAAAAGAAAAUCAGCUUAAGAGGACAAAGAGCCGCGAACUCCGUGGAGGAAUUAUGUAUUAUAGCUGUCAUUGUAUAAAGAGGAAUGGUCUCCAACACGACUGUCGCAGGACCGGUUGUGGUGGAGAACCCACGUGUUUAGUUUUACCAGAUCCUUUAUGCGCACCAAGCCAACUGGCACGUGCACGAGGACUUGCUGAUCCUGCACCUCUUGCUGACCAUCUCCGUGCUCAAGGGGGCACUUCAGGAAAUUCUUCAGGAAAUUCUUCAGAAUUUCAUCAGAGUAGCGGCAAAAGGUUUAUAGUUUGUGAACUUAAAGGGUUGACGUCUGAUGUAUCAUCAAAUAAACCUAAAGAAUGUUGUUGCUGUACCCGUGAAGAGAACUCUUUGGGCACAACUACAGCGGCUGCAGGAUUACCUGUAUUAGUGAUGAAACUAUGCUAAUUAUCUUUCGGGUUAAGACAUAAUUUGCAACAAAAUAAUAAAUAAAUAAUUACCAAGUA
Messenger RNA from Melitaea cinxia (Glanville fritillary), 725 nucleotides. RefSeq lists its product as uncharacterized. The transcript has 4 exons. The record is from RefSeq and is a predicted model, not a curated record. The coding region runs from base 1 to 666 and encodes 221 amino acids. Lineage: Eukaryota; Metazoa; Arthropoda; Insecta; Lepidoptera; Nymphalidae.